GAGAAUCUCCUUCCUCUCUCAACACAUCACAACCGUCAACGUGUCACUCCCACACCCGUCCGAUCUCAAACCCAAAACAAAGCCAAAACCCUCCCUGCCACCACUACGUACUACAAAAGUAAAAGAAAAACAGAAACAAAGCAAAAGAGACUGAGAGAGUAGAAGAUGAAGGAAGCAGCAAUGGGAAAUGCAGUUGAGGAAGGAGAAGCUAGUGGGACCCAUCAGGGAAGGACUAUGAAGAGAUCAAAUGGUAGUAGUAGUGUGGGGAGGACAGAGAGCGAGAAGGAGAAGACGAAGAUGAGAGAGAGGAACAGAAGGGCUAUCACCACCAAGAUCUUUCAGGGCUUGAGGAAACACGGUGGUUACUGCCUUUCUCCUCGCGCCGACAUCAACGAGCUUCUUCGCCACCUCGCCAGUGAGGCUGGCUGGGUCAUCCUUCCUGACGGAACCACUUUCCGCUCUUCCUCCACCUCCUCCUCCAAUGGUUUGAGUUGCUGUGCUAUGUGUGGGACCGGGAUAACGAGCAACAAUACGACGCCGUGCAGCUCUGUUGUGAUGGGUGGUGGGGGUGGUGGAGGAGAGUACUGUGCUUCAACCACUGCGUCGCCUAUAGGAGACUCUAUGUCUAUGUCUAUGUCUGUGUCUGUGGUGAACAGCAACAUUAACAAGAUUGGAUUUGGUGGUUCCACGAGUAGUUCGCUGCCUGAAGGUGACAAUAGUCCACUAGAGCUCUACAUCUACGAUAAUGGGCUUCCCGAUGGGCUCCACCACCACUCCUCCUCCGCUUCUGGUGGCGGGGUUGGUGGGCCGUUGGUAAUGGGACCCCAAUAUCCUCAGCAGCAGCAGCAUAGUCAGUUGUACGUGCAGGAAGCCAUGGCGUCCAACCAGAACACGCCGGUGGGUUCACCUCUGGGUCGCGCUUGAUAAGAAGUUAGAAAGUUGGAAACUUCUUUUGAUUCUGUGGUACUAGGAGGCUGAAAUUGGAAACAAUUAGAAUAGUAAUGGAAAAGAAUAGAAGAAUAGGAAAAAAAACAGGUAUCGAUGUGGGUUUUCUUAAUUUUUUUUUU
Quercus robur (English oak) is the source of this 1067-nucleotide messenger RNA. Its product is annotated as beta-amylase 7-like. Gene Ontology annotation, molecular function: DNA-binding transcription factor activity. NCBI's taxonomy places the organism in Eukaryota, Viridiplantae, Streptophyta, Magnoliopsida, Fagales, Fagaceae. Bases 166 to 924 code for a protein of 252 amino acids. The record is from RefSeq and is a predicted model, not a curated record. The transcript has 2 exons. Gene Ontology annotation, biological process: DNA-templated transcription; brassinosteroid mediated signaling pathway.